AUGACAGAAAAAUUGGAGGGGAAGGGCACCAAUGCCGAAAGGCUUGCUGCGCUUGAGGGAUCCGUCAAUCAGGUGAUCGAUGCAUCUGAAGUAGCUCACCGUGUGGAAGUGGCAACACAAAUGCAGAGUGAGGAUGAUGAGGACGAGGAGUCUAGCGAAUCGGACAACAAUGCUAAUAACGACGACUCAAAGCGAGCCAAGAAGAAGAAGAAAAAGCGGGAUCCUUUGUUUGAUUGCUGGAAAUUGAAGAUUCCUGUCUUCAGUGGUGCAGAUGUUCACGGAUGGAUUUACAAGGUUGAAAGAUACUUUGAGGUCCAUAAGUUUGGGAAGAAGGAUCAGUUGUGGGCAGUAGCAAUUUGCUUAGAGGAUGCUCCUUUGACAUGGUUUCGCUGGAACGUUGCCAAGAAUCCUUUCCGUUCUUAG
Molecule: messenger RNA, 423 nt
Organism: Lactuca saligna
Lineage: Eukaryota; Viridiplantae; Streptophyta; Magnoliopsida; Asterales; Asteraceae
Source: the annotation of a GenBank genome assembly